This is a messenger RNA of Rhineura floridana, 2265 nucleotides long. It is a transcript of the gene SMOX, whose product is annotated as spermine oxidase. Bases 247 to 1854 code for a protein of 535 amino acids. The record is from RefSeq and is a predicted model, not a curated record. The transcript is spliced from 7 exons. Lineage: Eukaryota; Metazoa; Chordata; Lepidosauria; Squamata; Rhineuridae. Gene Ontology annotation, molecular function: polyamine oxidase activity.
AGGAGGAGUCCCGCGCCGGUGGGCGGCCGAGGAGGAGGAGGAGGAAGGACGGGCUGCCGACGAGCAGGCCGCCGGUCGUCGCCUCGCAGCAGAGCCAGCAGCCGCCGUCGCCGCCGGUCGUCGUCGCGGGGUCCGGAGGGCGCCGCCACCACCACCACCCCCAGCACCGCCAGCCGCACGGCUCAAGAGCCCUUCUCCCCCCGUCACCGCAAGAGAGAGGUUCCUUAGAAAGAGAGCUUGGACGGCAUGCAAAGUAGUGAAAUAUCUGCAGACAGCACUGAUGAUCCUCUCAGUAGUGGCCUACGGAGAAAACGACAGCCGCGAAUAGUAGUUAUCGGUGCUGGGCUUGCGGGCCUCUCUGCAACAAAAACCCUCCUGGAAAACGGUUUCACGGAUGUGACUGUCCUUGAAGCAUCUGACCGAAUUGGAGGCAGGAUACAAAGUGUGAAGCUUGAAAACGCUACUUUUGAACUGGGAGCUACGUGGAUCCAUGGUUCCAAUGGAAACCCAAUCUACCAUCUAGCAGAAGAUAAUGGCUUACUCGAAGAGACGACCGAUGAUGAGAGGAGCGUGGGCCGCAUCAGCCUGUACUCCAAGAAUGGGGUGGCUUAUCACCUCACCAACAACGGUCAAAGGAUCCCGAAAGAUGUGGUUGAAGAAUUCAGUGAUUUAUACAACGAGGUCUAUAACCUGACUCAGGAGUUCUUCCAAAGUGGUAAACCAGUCAAUGUUGAGAGCAAGAACAGCGUGGGUGUCUUCACGCGAGAUGUCGUGCGCAAGCGCAUCAAAGCUGAUCUGGACGACUCGGAGGCGAUCAGGAGGCUGAAGCUUGCCAUGAUCCAGCAAUACCUUAAGGUGGAAAGUUGCGAGAGCAGCUCCCACAGCAUGGACGAAGUCUCGCUGAGCGAAUUUGGGGAGUGGACCGAAAUCCCCGGGGCCCAUCAUAUCAUCCCGUGCGGCUUUAUGAAGAUCGUGGAGAUCCUCUCUCGCUCCAUCCCAGAGCCGGUCAUCCAGCUGAACAAGCCAGUCAAGUGCAUCCACUGGAAUCAGUCCAUCAGCAAGGAGAUCGAGCGGGUGGCCGACCACAACAGUGACCGCAUGGAAGAAGAUGCGGGCUACCACAUCUUCGUGGAGUGCCAGGACUGUGAGCUCAUCCUGGCCGACCACGUCAUUGUGACAGUGUCCUUGGGAGUCCUGAAGAAGCACCACGAAAACAUGUUCCACCCCCAGCUGCCUGAAGAGAAAGUGAUGGCCAUUCAGAAGCUGGGCAUCAGCACCACAGACAAGAUCUUCCUGGAGUUUGAGGAGCCCUUCUGGAGCCCCGAAUGCAACAGCAUUCAAUUUGUCUGGGAGGAUGAAGCUGAGGCCGAGAGCCUUACGUAUCCUGAGGAGCUGUGGUACAAGAAGAUCUGCAGCUUCGAUGUCCUCUACCCGCCUGAGCGCUACGGCCACGUGCUGAGUGGCUGGAUUUGCGGGGAAGAGGCCCUGAUCAUGGAGAAGUAUGACGACGAAACUGUUGCAGAGACCUGCACCGAGAUGCUGCGUAAAUUUACAGGGAAUCUGGACAUUCCAAAACCUCGGCGGAUCUUGCGAUCCUCUUGGGGCAGCAAUCCUUAUUUCCGUGGCUCCUAUUCCUACACUCAAGUUGGCUCUAGUGGAGCGGACGUGGAGAAACUUGCAAAGCCACUGCCUUACACCGAGAGCUCCAAGACGGUUCCUAUGCAGGUGAUGUUUUCGGGUGAGGCCACCCACAGGAAGUAUUAUUCCACUACCCAUGGUGCUUUGCUUUCUGGCCAGAGAGAGGCGGCUCACCUCAUCGAAAUGUACCAAGACCUCUUGCAGUGCAGGAACUGAGAGGCCUGAACUUUCAGAAGAACCACUAACUCGUGAUUCCUUUUAUGGCUGUGUCUUUAAAGAAGUCUUUUUUUUCUGUCUUGCUUUUCUUUUCUCUUUUCUUUUUUUAAAAAACUAAUACAAUAAACAUUUUUAUCUUUUUAUAUAUAUAAAAAGUCUUAACGAUUUUAACCUGUAGUUGGCUGAUGGUAGUUUAUUUCCAUGUACUGUAUUUGUUAACCGGAAAGGGGUGCUCUUCCUGUCUGGGUGAAAACUGUUUUUUCUUUUCUUUUUUUUGUGGGGGUGUAUAAUUUUAGCUUCUGACUGCACUUCUGGUGCUUCUUUUGGAGGUAUUUCUCUAUCCCCCCCCCAGCCCCUGGUAUUGUAAGUGCCUUCUAUAUUUCAAUAAAUGUUGUAAUAACCACUCUGAAA